This is a messenger RNA of Phlebotomus argentipes, 675 nucleotides long. RefSeq names its product COMM domain-containing protein 3. The coding region runs from base 67 to 660 and encodes 197 amino acids. NCBI's taxonomy places the organism in Eukaryota, Metazoa, Arthropoda, Insecta, Diptera, Psychodidae. The transcript has 2 exons. The record is from RefSeq and is a predicted model, not a curated record. Gene Ontology annotation, biological process: sodium ion transport.
UGGAGGGUGCUUUUCCAGAAACAAUAACAAAGAGGUAUUCUGUCCAGGAAACAGCCAAGAAAUAGAAUGUCGUGUGAUAAAGAAUCUCUAAAAUUCUCCCAAAGUGUAAUAAGAGGUUUGAAGUGUUUGGACGACAUAUCAGACAAUGAAACCGUGCAAAAGAUAAUUGAGAAAAGCAUAAGAAAAACUACAGCUACGGAUAAUGCAGGAAGCGCUCCAGAUAUCCUGGCAGGAGGUUCUCAAGCUCAGAUUGAAUAUGCACUUGUGACUAUCGUAGUGAUUUCUGCAAAGCACAAUCUCUCCAGCAAUGAAUUGAAGUAUCUUCUGAGUCAGGAGAAGAUCAGGAACACAAUUUGUGACCAAAUCUGCCGGGAAUAUGAGAUAUUGGUUCCUGAAGUGCGAGCUAGACUCUCCACUUAUGGCUACACUGAGCCCUUCGUCGCUAAUGCCAACUGGAAGAUGACCUGCAACGUCCAGUCAGAUUCUGUUGACUCCAACGGCGAACUUCUGUACAAGAUCACCUUGGAGGACUUCGAUGGCAAUUCCGGUGGCUCUAAAUCAAUUACCAACUUCACGUGCAACACUGAGGAACUGCAAUUCCUUAUUGCCAAGCUGAAGGACAUCGAGAGACAUUGCGACAAGAUAGGGAAUGGUAAAUAAACACAACCUUUAUUC